Molecule: messenger RNA, 1697 nt
Organism: Mesoplodon densirostris (Blainville's beaked whale)
Lineage: Eukaryota; Metazoa; Chordata; Mammalia; Artiodactyla; Ziphiidae
Gene: CENPW
Product: centromere protein W
Exons: 3
Coding region: 162-428 (88 amino acids)
Biological process (GO): mitotic cell cycle; kinetochore assembly; chromosome segregation
Cellular component (GO): nucleoplasm; kinetochore
Molecular function (GO): protein heterodimerization activity; DNA binding
Source: RefSeq, a predicted model, not a curated record
CGCGCUCAAUUGGCGGCGGAUUCAAACGUUCCGGCCCGGUCUCAGGGCCUGUGGGAGAGUAGGAGUCGGGGUUCUCGGUGUCCCCGAGAACGUGAGCUGCAGUGCGGGGCAGGGAGGGCCUAGGAAGCUUAGGCAGCUGGUGCCCGAGCCGGAGGGAGAGGAUGGCGCUCUCGACCACAGUCUCGCAGAGGAAGCUGAUAAAGCGGAAGGCUCCCCGCGGUUUUCUAAAGCGCGUCCUCAAGCAACGGAAGCCUCACCUCCGUCUGGAGACAAAUUGCGACCUACUGGUGCAUCUGAACUGUUUACUCUUUGUUCAUCGAUUAGCAGAAGAGGCUCGGACAAAUGCUUGUGAGAAUAAGUGUGGAGUCAUUAAAAAGGAGCAUGUACUGGCUGCAGCAAAGGUAAUUCUAAAGAAGAGCAGAGGUUAGAAGUCAAAGAACACAUUUUUGAAAAUUAUAUGAUGUAUUAUUUUAGGUGGUAACAGAUCGUGAAAGCACUUUUUAUAUAGCAUUUAAUAUUGUGUAUUAAAAUAUUGGCUAGCUGAAGGAUGUGUGUGUUUGUAUGUUUUUUACUGGUAUUGAAAUAUCUCAAGUAUACACAUAGAGCUAUAUAAGCUUUGUUUUUGACGAAUUGUUUCAUUUUAAGUGGCCUUUAGUUCAUUCUACUUCCCUUUUUGUUGGUAUUGCAGAUGUUUUACAUAUCAAAAUGAAAUCUUAGUGUGUGAAGUAGCUUGAAGAGAUGUAUUUCUUAGAAUUAAGUUUAUAAGUAUUUAGAUUUAGCCACAGUUAACUAUGGAAUCAAUUUAAUCUAUGAAGGAAGACAAUGUGCAGUCAAAUCUAGGUGUAUUUUAAAUAUUUUAACUGUUUAAUGCCUUUGUAUAAGCAAUGCAGUCUACUUUUAUUUAGGCCAAUAGUGUAAUAAUAUAAUUUCUCAACUGUAAACACCAGCAGGGUGUUUUCAAAAACCUAUUUCCCUCCAAAACCAAAAAAAAAAAAAAUAUUACAGAGCAAAUUGACGUAUUUUCUUCAAGUCACACAGAUUUAAUAGAUGGGUAUUCUUGGGGAAACCCCCAAGAAAUUUUUUAGAAUUUUUUGCAUAUCAUCUAAUAGUUGUGUUUUUAACUUUUUAUUUUGAAAUAAUUAUAGAUUGCAACUUGAAGUUGCAAAAAUAGUACAGAGAGGUCCACAUGUACUCUAUAUCCAGUUUUCUCCCAGUGCCUACAUCUUAAAUAAUUACAGUACAAUAUCAAAACCAGGAAUUUGACUUGGUACAGUGUGUGUAUAAUUCUGUACCAUUUUAGUACAUUUGGAGAUCUGUGUAACCACCACUACAGUCAAGAUACAGAAUUAUUUCAUCAUCACAGACUUCUCCAUCAUGCUGUUCUUUUAUAAAUUACACCCAGCUCCCCAUGUCCACUGCACACACAACACUCCCCUUCCUAUUUCCACCAUCCCUAAGCCGUGGCAACCACUAGACUGUUCUCCAUGUCUACAAUUUUGCCAUUGUGAUGCAAUCAUACAGGUAUUACUUUUGGGAAUUUGCUUUUUUCACUCAGCAUAACUCUCUUGAUCCUCCAAGUUGUUGCAUGUAGCAAUUUGUUCCUUUUUAUUACUGAGUCGUCAUAUUCCAUGGUAUUUAUGUACCACAGUUUGUACAGCUAUUUACUCACUGAGGGAUAUUUUGAUUAUUUCUAGUUU